Molecule: messenger RNA, 1141 nt
Organism: Dendroctonus ponderosae (mountain pine beetle)
Lineage: Eukaryota; Metazoa; Arthropoda; Insecta; Coleoptera; Curculionidae
Product: elastin
Exons: 4
Coding region: 304-873 (189 amino acids)
Source: RefSeq, a predicted model, not a curated record
UAUCGAACACCCUGUUUAAAUUUUGACUUAAAUUUACGUUCCAAAGCCGAACAUCGAGCUCCUAACAGCAACAAAAACGCAUUUCAUCCUUCGUAUAGUAAGUUAAAAAAAAAGAACUAUUUCCCGUUAAACUGCGUGCAUUGUCGCCGACAUCUAGGCGAUUUACCCACAUUUGCAAACCUUGCGUAAGACACCUAUACCAAGGAAGACGAAGGUCACAAAGAACUAAAGCAGUAUAUAAAUCAGGGUGGUUACUGAUAAUAGCACAUUGUUCAGCACAAUUAGCAGGUUACGAACAGCAACAUGCAAGCCGUGAUUUUAGUAGCCCUUUGCGCCUUUACCGCAACCCUGGCAAGUCCCAGUGGUUUGGGUUUGGGUUUGGGACUGGGGCUAGGAGGAACCGUGUUGAGCACGGGAGGUAUUGCUGUACCUGGAAUUGCCACUGGAGCCGUACUUUCUCCCGCAAUCUCCACUGGAGCUGUGAUUUCUCCCGGAAUUGCCACUGGAGCCAUCGUUGGCGGGGCUAAAACCACUGGUGCCAUUGUUGCUGGACCCACUUCUGCUGGAUCAAUUUCCGUAGGCCCCUCUAGCUCUGGAGGCAUCGUAGCUGGACCUGCUGUACCUGGAGUGGUAUCCGCUGGUGCCGUUCUUGGACUUGGUGCUCCCGCUUUAGUGGCUCCUGCUCUUGGUGCUGGUGUUAUCACCAAUGGAGGUGGAGCUAUUGGAGUGAGCGCUCACGGUGCUGUCGUCAGCGGACCCCCAACUGCCCCCGCUGCUAUUAUUGGGCCCUCCGGUGCUAUUAAAGCUAGCGGUCUGUGGGGACCAACCCUUGUUGGAGGCCCUGCUGCCCUUGGACUGGGAUUAAUUAAAUAAUUUAAUGUAAACCAUACGAAACACCUCUCUUGACUGUAGGCGGAUUUAGGUAAUUUGACUUUCUUCCCCUGUAGUGCAAACAAUUCUUCUUCUAUACCAAGCUGGCAUGAUCGUUCUCAGCGCUGUACUGUCCAAUCCGUCUACUUUAACGAUAGAGUGUUUCUGGGAUUCACAUUUUUUAUUUCACUACGCACUGCCUCGUCGUUUUUUGUGUUAUAUACUUAUAGCUGUGUUUAUAUAAAGUGUUCAAUAAAGAAGUACAUGCUCA